UCGUCUAUGUACCGCCCAAAGGAUUUAUUUUGCAGGAAACAUAAUCGUAGUUCAACCGUGUUGAAGGUUCAGAUAAUAUGAAACAUUUACGAGAUAAUUUUCUCUCUCCAGCUAGACAAGUGAGGCAUUUUUGUUGUUGUUUGUUUGUUAGUUAGUUUUUCUUCAAACGUCCAAAAUGACUGAUUUGAGGAAUACAAUAUUCUAAUAUUUUAUAUUUCAGAACUUUAUACAGUAAAAAAAAAAAAGAGAGAGAAAAAAGAAAAGAAAGCGAAAGUAAGACACUUCUGAGAGGUGGCUAUGAAAGCGGAGGGAGCCGCAGCACUAGAAGCAGCCUCGCACAGCACUGAGUCAGCUCUGCACUCGACAGCAGCCGCUGAAGUAGACGAGGGAAGCGGGGACGCGCUUCUCCGCUCUGCCUCCGCGAGUUCCUUCUCAUCUCGUCUCUCUGCCUGUUGUCAUGGAGGAGCCAAGAUGGCGGUCCUGGCCUAUAACCUAGGCAAACGGGAAAUAAAUCAGUAUUUCAGCAUAAAAAAUGCCAAACUACUGUCUGUCGCCGUCGUCAUCCUGCUCACUGUGUUUCACACUGCUUCUCGGCAUUAUGGAGGCAGUGACACAUGUGACUGGCUUUUAUCCAGUGGACGCUUUUUAGGGGAUAAUGUGUGGCAGCCCUAUGGCUGCAUGUUACACAAGUACAAAAGCACUGAAGCGAAAAUUUGCCUCCGAGAGAAGAGAAUAGCAUUUGUUGGAGACUCAAGAAUACGUCAGCUCUUCUAUUCUUUCAUCAAAAUGAUCAAUCCAGAGGUGAAAGAGGAUGGGAACAAGCAUGAGAACAUCCCCUUUGUAGAAGGUGAAUUAAUUGUGGACUUCCUGUGGUAUCCUGAGGUGAAUAAUUCCUUGAAGGAGCAGUUGAUGUCAUGGGCAGAGGGAUCCACUCCCAAACCACAUGUCAUAAUCUUCAGUGCUGCUACAUGGUCCAUCAAGUUGCACAACGGCAAGAGCGAGGCACUCUUUCAGUACAAAGCAAACCUUACAGCUAUAUCUGACACACUGGAAAAACUACCUGAGCACAGUGAAGUCUACUGGGUUCUCCAAGAUCCUGUUUAUGAGGAGGUGCUCAGUGAAAGCCGAAAGAUGAUCACAAAUGAACAGAUAAAUAUGUACAACGAGGUGGCAGUUAGUACUCUGAAUAACAGCAAGAAGAAGGUCAAGUUUUUAGAGGCCUCACGGCAAGCCGCCAUUGAGACCAUCUCCAAAUCGGUGGAUGGUCUGCACCUCCCUGAGGGCACAAGGGAUGUUGGUGCCAUGGUGCUGAUGAACUCCAUGUGCAACAAGAUCCUGAAGCCCAUUGAUGGCUCAUGCUGUCAGAAUACUCCUCCCCUGAGCAUCCUUCAGAAGCUGGCUGCUGCUCUCUUCCUGGUGUCCAUCAUAUGCUUUCUACUCCUGGGCUGUACAAGACAUCAGAAGAGCAAGCCCAUUCCUGAUCUGGAGAGUGGGGAGGAGAAGAAACCCCCUACUGUGGGUCAAUUCAACCCAAAGGGACCAUUACUGGCCAUCUGCAAAAUGAGCCUAAUCAUGCUGUACUUCUACCUGUGUGACCGGGGAGACAUCUUUAUGAAGGAACAGAAAUUCUACACCCAUUCUACCUUUUUCAUCCCUCUAAUCUACAUCUUCGUUCUGGGCAUCUUCUAUAAUGAGAACAGCAAAGAGACUAAACUCCUGAACAGAGAACAGACAGAUGAAUGGAAGGGCUGGAUGCAGCUGGUUAUCCUCAUUUAUCACAUGUCAGGAGCUAGCUCUUUCAUACCUGUAUACAUGCACGUCCGUGUCCUGGUAGCUGCGUAUCUCUUCCAAACAGGAUAUGGACACUUCUCAUUCUUCUGGCUAAAGGGUGACUUUGGACUCUACAGAGUCUGCCAGGUUCUCUUUAGACUCAACUUUCUUGUGGUAGUGCUGUGUUUGGUUAUGGACAGGCCUUACCAGUUUUAUUACUUUGUGCCUCUUGUCACUUUUUGGUUUGUAGUUAUUUAUGCCACAAUGGCAUUUUGGCCACAGAUUCUUCAGAAGCAAGCUAAUGGUAGUGGAUUCUGGAAUUUGGCACUUUUGCUGAAACUUUUAGGUUUACUUCUUUUCAUUUUCUUCUUUGCCUACUCACAGGAACUCUUUGAGGGUAUUUUCUCAGUGUGGCCUAUUUCAAAGCUUUUUGAGCUGCAAGGUAGCAUCCAUGAGUGGUGGUUCAGAUGGAAAUUGGAUCGAUUUGCUGUGAUCAACGGAAUGCUCUUUUCCUUCAUUUACCUGCUGCUACAAAAAUGUCAGCUAAUAUCUGAGGGCAAUAGAGAUCCUCUCUUCACCACCAAGAUCUCCAACUGUCUGCUCUUUGUCUCUGUGGUUUCUUUUAUAACGUAUUCCAUCUGGGCCAGUGGGUGCAAAAAUAAGUCUGAGUGUAAUGAGAUGCAUCCAUACAUUUCUGUUGUCCAGAUUCUGGCUUUCAUUUUGAUACGGAAUAUUCCAUGUUACGCUCGCUCUUUGUACAGCUCAUUCUUUGCAUGGUUUGGAAAGAUCUCCUUAGAGCUCUUCAUUUGCCAGUAUCAUAUUUGGCUGGCAGCGGACACCAAGGGCAUCCUGGUCCUCAUUCCUGGAAACCCCACAUUAAACAUUAUUGUCAGCACAUUCACCUUUGUCUGUGUAGCUCAUGAGAUCUCCCAGAUAACCAAUGACUUGGCCCAGGUGGCCAUUCCAAAAGAGAGCGGGCCUCUACUGAAGAGACUGCUUGGGGCAGGAGUCUUUUUAGUGCUGGUACUGAUACUGGUACAGAAAGAGUCAUCUGGGCACCGAGGUUAAUCAGAGACAUUAGCAAACCUUGUCUUGUGAGGAUACAAAUGGAUCACACCAAAAUCUUUGUGUGUGUGUGUAAAACAAGGAUACGUGGCCAGCCAAGAACUUUAAUUUUUCUGGGAAUUCUUACAGCACUGGUCUGUAUACAAAACUCAAGCUUGAACAGAAGCCAAGGUCCGUGGAGCAGCACUGAUAUGGCUGAUUAAACAUUUGGAUUAACAGUCCUGUCAAACACUAAUUGUAAAGCAAGGUGUCUGCUGUCAACAAAUUACACAUGGCCAUGUGUGUAUUUUCCUGAUUGGGCAGAUAAGAUUACAUUAACGUGCUCCGUCCAGUCUUCUCUUACAGCUCUAAAAUGUUGUUUUAUGGACAGUAUUUAAUAAUUUAAGUCUAUUUUAUACAGGGGUGUGUUUGUGUCCCCCCCCCCCCCAUACUUUUUAUUUUGUGCACAAUGCCCAUGACUGCAAAAUGUGGAGAAAUACAUUCCUCCCUCUCUUCUUGUGCAACUGACACUGCAACACGUUUCAUCAGCUCAAUGUUUCUUUAAAAAAAUAAUAAUGAUUUCAAUUCAUACCACACCAGCAGCCUUAUCUGUCUUUAGGAAUAUGCAACCCGAAUAGGUCUCUAAAAACAUAGAAAACAUGGGUCUCUAGAGAACAAUAACAGUUUCCAAACUAGGAUGGGCACUUCUCGACCAUCUUAAUGUAGUAAUCUGUGGGUGUUUCCAAACCAAGAUGCGCAUUUCUCAACUAUCUAAUAAAAGUAUGGUAUCUCAAUGUAUAAUCAGUGGGCAUUUUCAAACCAGGUUGGGCAUUUCUUAACUAUCCAAGUAAAGUAGGUUAGGUUAUACUGUAUCGAAGUAGUAGUCAAAUAGUGUUAAGUGGUAGAAAAACGCCUAUACCGUUUUGAUUGGUGAAAUGCCCAUUUUUGUUCUGCAGAAACACAAGUCUCUUAAGGGGAUAGUCCAACCAAAUGCGAAAAAUCUGUUAUUUACUCAUCCAUAUGUUAUUCUAAACCUGUAUGCCAUUCAAUCUUCUGUGGAACACAAAAGGAGAAGUUAGGCAAAAUUGGGUUCCAUGGAGGAAGUCGUACCAUUUUGGAACAACAUGAGGGUGAGUAAAUGAUGACAGAAAUAUUUUUGUUAAACUAUCCUUUUAAUGUAAAAGGUAGUAAACUUGAAAUAACCAAGAAAAAAUAUGCUUUGGUCUAUCAAUUAUCUAGAGAACAAACAAUGCCCUCUUUACCCUUUUUCAAUUGUGCUGGGGCAUCUCUCCUGCAAACGUUAAAGGCACUUGAGUAAUUACUGUUCUUGUCUCAUUCUUACCACAUGGGUUUACUCCGUUCAUAUGAAUUCAGAUCAAUGUUAGAGCCAGCGUUGUCUACAAUCAGUGACCUCAUUAUUUAUUGCUCCGUGUAUGUCUUCAUAUCCUCUAAAAUGGCUUGAAAUAAGGCAACUAAAAUAAUGUUGAACUUGAUGUAAUUUUUUUUAUAUAUUACAUUUAUAAAAAGAGCUGAAUUUAAUUAUCAGUUUACUGGUAAAAUUAUUCUGUAAAUAGAACCUACAUUACGUGCCAUUGAAAAACAAAAGACAAAUGUAUUGUUUGAGAUUUCUACAGGUUUUGAUGAGUGUAAGUAUGUGAUCGCAUCACAUGAAAUUUUUUUUUUUUUUUUUUGUGAACUAUCCUUGUAAAUAAUGAAGUGAUCACAUUUUUAAUUUACAAUUUUCAUAGCAGUUUAAUGUCUGUGAAUUGAAAAGCCGCUACAAGGCAUAUUAAGACGUUGGCAUAUUAUAUACUUGACCUACUUAAUAUAAACCUUAUUGGCAUUUUUUUAUUUAUUUUUUUU
Molecule: messenger RNA, 4677 nt
Organism: Xyrauchen texanus (razorback sucker)
Lineage: Eukaryota; Metazoa; Chordata; Actinopteri; Cypriniformes; Catostomidae
Product: N-acetylneuraminate 9-O-acetyltransferase
Exons: 18
Coding region: 298-2838 (846 amino acids)
Cellular component (GO): Golgi membrane
Molecular function (GO): N-acetylneuraminate 9-O-acetyltransferase activity
Source: RefSeq, a predicted model, not a curated record